GAUAUAAAUCUAACUGAUGAUAAAUGGCAAGCAAUAGAUAAAUUAGUAAUUAUUUUGAAGGAUUUUGCUAGAGUAACUGAAUACCUAGGUGGAAGCGAUUAUACAACAAUUAGUUUGAUGUAUAGUUUGUUAGCAAUAAUCAGCAAAAAAAUAAUACCUAAGAACUCUGAUAUGGAAGUUAUAGAUCUGACUAGUCUAAAUACUACCUUUGAUGAUGAUAUUGGUUAUGAAGAUGCUCUGGAGGAUGAACCUAUUACUCAACAACCUAAACGUAGAAAAAUUAAUAUUAAUGUUUCACAAAAUUGUCUUAAUCUUGAAAAAUGUGUUAAAAUGGCAUUGUAUCAAUCUAUUAAUUACUAUUGGAAAGUUUUACAAGAGCAAGGAAUAUUGGCUACAUUAUUAGAUUCACGAUUCAAAGAUUUAGAAUUUGUCUCUGAAAUGUUACGUAUGAGAACUCAUGAACAAUUAAAAGAUGCUUAUCAAGAUAUAAAAGACUUAACUAAUGAAGAUUAA
Molecule: messenger RNA, 513 nt
Organism: Funneliformis caledonium
Lineage: Eukaryota; Fungi; Glomeromycota; Glomeromycetes; Glomerales; Glomeraceae
Source: the annotation of a GenBank genome assembly